This is a messenger RNA of Triplophysa rosa, 3171 nucleotides long. It is a transcript of the gene pid1, whose product is annotated as phosphotyrosine interaction domain containing 1. The transcript has 3 exons. Gene Ontology annotation, biological process: regulation of reactive oxygen species metabolic process; negative regulation of D-glucose import across plasma membrane; negative regulation of insulin receptor signaling pathway. Gene Ontology annotation, cellular component: cytoplasm. Lineage: Eukaryota; Metazoa; Chordata; Actinopteri; Cypriniformes; Nemacheilidae. Bases 262 to 927 code for a protein of 221 amino acids. The record is from RefSeq and is a predicted model, not a curated record.
GCGAGAACAGCAGCAGAUGAAAGAGGGGGCGGAGGACAGAGAAAGAAAAGGGGGAGAGAAAGAAAGACAGAAAAGAGACCGUGCGUGUUUUCGCAGGAGGAGUUUCUCUCUCGCGCACCGUUGGAAUUCACCGUCCAACCGUUUUUCUCGGGAAGGAUUUGCUGGAGGAGCGCGAAGGAGCGAGCAAGCGUCAGCGAGCAGAUGUUAUAGCCGGUCUAUCCCUCUGUUUCCAGCCUGAGAUCGAUCCUACAAUCCAGUACAAUGUGGCAGCCUGCGUCGGAGCGAUUGCAGCAUUUACAGACCAUGCUGAAGACCAAACUCAAUGUGCUGACGCUUCGGAAGGACCCGCUGCCGACAGUGAUCUUUCAUGAGCCAGAGGCCAUCGAGCUGUGUUCAGCCACACCUCACACGAAGAACCGCACACACACGGGAUACAAGGUGACUUACCUAGGCAAGGUGACAAUUUCCGGCACUCAGUUCCUGUCCGGCUGCACAGAGUCAGCAGUUGUGGGAUUAUGUGACACAAAACGAAAGUCUUUAGCCUACGACGACUCCAUCACCUCUUCCAACGCCAUACUGGAGAUCCGCCCCUUCCAGGUGAGACUACAUCACCUGGAUGGGCGGGGCGAGGCUACGGUUGCCAUGGACACCUUCCAGGUCGCUCGCAUCGCGUAUUGCACGGCGGACCACGACAUUAGCCCAAACGUGUUCGCGUGGAUCUACCGGCAAAUCAACGAUGAUCUGACGUUCCAGAUGGACUGCCACGCUAUAGAGUGCGAGAGCAAAUUAGAGGCCAAAAAACUCGCCCACUCCAUGAUGGAAGCCUUUAAGAAAACCUUCCACAGCAUGCGCAGUGACGGACGCAUCCACAAGAGCGGCUCGUCUGACGAGUUCGCCGAGGAGUCAACCACGCCCGAUGACGGCUGAGGGUGGGAAGGGGGGCGGAGCCUAUCUAAAGUGGGGGAAUGGGGGGAGGGAGUGCUAGUUUGAGAUAAGGCAGGUGCUGAUGUGUUGGUACCAUCUCUUAAUCUUUAUCUUUAGAGUCACUCUCUCUCUCUGUCUUUUUGCCAUUAAAGAAUAUUUAGAAAAUACAAGAAAAAUAAAGAUGGAUAGUAGUGAGCUGGAUAGAAAUGAUCAAUGGAAAUUCAAACAAAGCAAACUUUUAAGCUGACUUUUGCCUUUUUAGAUCUCGACAGAUUUGACAAACGCAUACAUGUACUAAAAAGACUUCAGUAAGCGACAACACCUUAUCACGCUCACUUACACUCCUAUUGAAAGCUGCUGUUUUUAAAUAUGACGUUGAGAAAAUUUCCCAUAUUUGACCUGUUAAGCUACUUGUUUAGCCAAUCAAAAUCCUAGGGAAAAUCACCUGUGUGGAUGGGGCGAGGGGAUAUUAAGGGUGACCUUGAACUCAAAUAGGGCCAUUUUUAGAUAACUGAGAGAUACAGUAUAUUCCCUCAUCCAGUUAUAGUUUGAGAGAGAAAUUAUAUAAUUUAAAUUUUAAUGCAGCCAGUCUAGGGCAUUCCUUUACCGUUAUAAGGCCAUAGAAUCAUCACUCGUGGGGACCAUGAAUCAGUUUGUGUGUAUUUUAAAGAAUACGAAAAGUCAAUGUGUGUGAUUUAGUGUCUGUCUGCAGCUCGUGAGCCUUUUAAUAACUAUGGAACUGGUUCUCUACAACAAGCUAACGCGUGCAAGCGUAUUUAGUCUUAUAUGGUCUAGCGAGUGCAAGAGAAUGUGUGGUUUUUUGUGAAAGUUUGAAGUGCAAGAGUGUGUCUGUGUUUGUAUGUUUGGAGAUUAACGUGAGAUAGACGUUCCAGAGAGACAUCAGUACAUACACUCAUGCAGGGCUGUUUUUUUUGAAGAAUAGUUGACGUAAACUUUUUUGCUCAAAUGUUUCUUUCAUGGGAUAGUUUACCCUUCUGUGGAAGACAAAAGAAGAUAUUUUGAGAAAUGUCUCAGUCGUUUUGUGUCCAGUCAAUGGAGGCCCAUAUUGUUCGGGUUCCGACAUUCUUCAAAAUAUCUUCUUUUGUGUUCUGCAGAAGAAAAAAAGUCAAACAUGUUUGGAAUGACAUGACGGCGACAAAAUGAUGAAAGAAUGAAAGACCAUUUUUGGUGUACUAUCCCUUUAAGGUUGACAUUGUUUUGAUAGUGCUUCUUUUUCAGUUAAAAACAAAUCCCUGUAACCAGUCCUUCUUUAGCAUACAGUGUGUUAAGGUAUCUUUGAAAGAUUGUGUGAAUGUUUGUGCAGAGUGAGGGAGGUUCCACGCCCCAAAAACAUAGUUGUCCCAUAGAGUGCCUGUAUCUUCCCCCUAUGCUGAAUGUAUGUCUCUUGUGCUGCAAGCGCUAUAAAUGUACUGGUACUGAAAGCCUUGUUUUACUUUUUUUAGAUUUUAAAAUAUACAUUUGUAUUUGCAGGUAAUUUGGAAGCUGUAUAAUGAUUUAGAGUCAUUAUUUGUACAUGUUUUGUACAAAAUGCAGAGAUGGCGUAGUGUGCGUUUGUGUUUUGUCUUAAAAUUAAACACACACACACACACACACAUAGACACUUUUACACAGCUCCACUCACCUGUGAAAACCCUUUUAUGGGGACGAUGGAUUGUGGAGCGAAAUGAGAGGUAAAUGAAGAGACUAUGAAUCAGACAUAUUUUGUAUUCCAAUUUUGAAUCAGAUUCAGAUUUUGAUUCUAAUGGGGUGGAUCUGGAUUCAGACAGAAAACUAAGAUGAAGUUUAGGAGAAUUCUGUGCAAGGGAGCAUCUAUAAAUGUAAAAAAUAUAUAUAAAAGAUAUAUACAGUGUAUUUGAAAAUCAUUCAGUAAGCUUGUGUCAAUACAAAUGUAUCCAUUUUUCUUUUGAAUACUGCAUUAAAUGUAAAAUGUUUUGAGUUAAGCACCAUUAAAGGAAUCAGUGUUAUGGCCAACUGUGAAUCUGGAUCAGGAGCAGAGGGAAGUCUGGAGCCUGAGUGAUGAAAGUGAUGAAUUGUAAGGGCAGAGUGAUGAAAAGAGUCUCUGUUUUUUUGUUGAUUGAAUUUGAUUUUGUAAAAUUGUAGAUGAACAUUCUUCUCACUACAUGUCUUAAUGGCUCAGACUCGCUUUAAUGUUUUGAAAUGUUACCGUAUGUGUUUUAUGCUGUAUUUGCAAAGAAAAAAGAUCAGUCAUAUAUAAAAUAUUUACCA